CUUCCUCCCCGGUGCCUGGGCCCGGGCGCCGCGCCGCGCCGCCGAUGGAGCUGGAGGCGCAGUGGUGGACAGGACAGCUGGCGGCCGACAUCCACCAAGCGCUUCGAUACAAGGAGCUAAAGCUGCCCCCUUACAAAGGCCAGUCUCCCCAGUUACACCUGAGAAGAUACUUUGCAGACCUGAUUGCCAUUGUGAGCAACCGCUUCAGGCUGUGUCCCGCUGCGCGCCACCUGGCUGUGUACCUGCUGGACCUCUUCAUGGACCGCUACGACAUCUCCACACAGCAGCUGCACGUGGUUGCUCUGUCCUGUUUACUUUUGGCAAGUAAAUUUGAAGAAAAGGAAGACAGUGUUCCCAAACUUGAACAGCUGAACAGCUUGGGUUGUAUGACUAACAUGAAUUUGGUACUCACAAAACAGAAUUUGCUUCAUAUGGAGUUGUUGUUGCUAGAAACAUUUCAGUGGAAUCUGUGCCUUCCAACUGCUGCUCAUUUCAUCGACUAUUAUCUUUCUAUUGCUGUCCAUGAGACUGAUCUUCAUGAUGGCUGGCCAAUGGUUUGCUUAGAGAAGACUAAGUUAUACAUGGCAAAAUAUGCUGAUUACUUUCUGGAAGUAUCAUUGCAAGAUCAUGAAUUUUUAAAUUAUGCCCCUUCUUUAGUUGCUACUGCAUGUGUAGCUUCUUCAAGGAUUAUCCUGCGUCUGUCACCCACGUGGCCCACGCGGCUGCAUCACCUCACUGCCUACUCCUGGGACUUCCUGGUGCCGUGUAUUGAGCGACUCUUAAUUGCGCAUGAUAACGACGUGAAGGAAGCAAACAAGCAGAAAGGACAACAGGCUCAGUCUGCCCAGCACGCCGUGUUUCAGCCCCCAGCUCCCAGUGCCCAGCAGGCCAAUGCUCAGCAGCACCAGCACGUACCACAGUACCUGCAGGCUCACCAGCCCUCCUUGCAGUUCCACCACCCAGCAUCACAGCAGCAGAGCUGCCAGCAGAUACUGUCAUCCACUCACACAGCCUCCUACCCGCUGCAGAGCUGCCCUGCUGCCCUACAGAGCAGUGCUCAGGCUCGAGGCCACGUGCAGACGGGCGCUGCCAUGUCCCUGGCUGUGCCGCUGGACGUGAAGCCGUGCAUCAGUGUCUCCUACAACCGGACGUACCAAGUGAACGGACGAUAUUCCUGCAUUACUCCCUGCUUUGAGAGGUGAUAAGUACAAAAUGCUUUUGUGCUUGUUUGUUUUUUGGGGCAGAGAGUUGUGUGGAAAACGGUUUCAUUUUGUUAAACCUCAAAGUUGGAGGGCAAAAAAUUGAAUUCAAAAAGGUGUCAUCCCAGGAAAGAAAGCAACUGGACUGGCAACCGGUACCACAGCUCAAAUAGCAGCCUGCAAAAAGUUAGCACACAGACCAUCCUCUGAAAAAGAAUCUGUAUGCUUGGGGAUAAUGUGUUCUUCCUCUGACACUCAGAAUAUUCUGCUUCUAAUGUGUGUCUGUGAAAUACUACUUAAAAAAAAAGCCAGCUGUGGACUAACUACAGACUUAUCUUUUAAUGAAGGAGAUAUGCAGUAUUAUUUUGAAGACAUUUGUGUCAUCCCACCGUACAGUAUUAACACUUACUUUAUACUUACUGAAACUUAAGAAUCCACUGAAUGCCAGACUUCUGCAGGUACAUGGAGAUCACAGGAAGAAACAAAUCUCAUGUGGCUAGCUCCAUCAUCUUGCCCCUUUUUCACCACUGGUGUUGGUUAUUUGCUUUAGGCUAACACACGUGAAUUAACUGGUAUUUUGGCUAGUUUUUUAAGUUUUGUACCUUACAGGACAGACAGUAUAUUUUUGCCUCUUUUAUCCUCCCUAUCUUUUUUGUGUUUAAAGUAACUCUUUCAUACUAACUCAGGGACUUUUCUACUCGUUACUCUGUGCUGCUGGUUUGUACACUAAUUGGGUUUAACUCGGGGAAGGAAGGCAGAGGGGGAAGAGACUAUAGCAAGUGGAGUGGCUUUUCUUCAGGGCAUCUAUGCAGAGUACCAAAGGGAUAUGUUAGUGUUCACAGAAUGUAGAUGUGAACUACUGCCCAGCAGUGUGAUAAUUGAAGAAAAGAGAAAGUUUCAACUGAAAUUGUACUGUACCAGAACUACUUACAGUGGCUGUAAUUCCUCUUUGUGCACACACACAAAUACAUGAAUACUGUUAACCAACAGAAAGCAUCCUCCAGUUGUAGUGACAGUACCAUCCCUACAGAAAAAGUACACUUAAAUGCUGAUAGAAAUCCAGUUCUGUCAUGUUUAUAGUGGAGGAAAAUUCUCAGGUAAUAAAGGGGCAACUUUUUCUUCUGCUAUUUGGGAGUUCCAGAAGAAGAUGUAGAGAUUUGCUCUUCCAAGUGGGUGGAUCAAAAAUAUUUAGCAGAGUGAACUCCUUCACCACAAGUAAGGUGCUAAUAAUAUAACUUUAUGGAAUUACACUGUCUCCUGUGGAGUGGAUAGUCUGAGGGUAGAAAGCUUCACUCAUCCACCUCUUGGAUGAAAAUUAUGGUAGAGAUAUUAACAGAGAUGGUUUUUGGGGUCCUUUUGUGUGUUUGUUGCGUUUUUUUUUUUUUUUUUUUUUUUUUACGGGGGUGUUUUGUUUUUUCUUUAAAUACAAGAAGAUAUCAGACUUUCUCCUGUGGUAGAAUGUGGGAGGAAGUGGUAUGAAUAACAGGAUUCUUACUGCUUUAAAAUAUCUUUAUAGUACAUGGGCUUAAGGCUUUUUUUGGUAGUUUCAUUUGUUUUUUCACCAUCUUCUUCCCUGUCUUAGUGGCAGCACUUAAAGUUGUGUUCCAUCAAAUGACACUGAAUUAUUGUGAAUCUUACAGAAACUGUUUUGAAAGCAGGGGCAAUUAAAUUACAUUAUCAAUACGAAGAUGAAAGCUUUAUCAUCACAAUGUUCAGAAUGGAGGAGGACAGCUGUGUUCAUUCUUUCUAGAGCUAAAUUAUAACAUGCUACAAAAAACCUAUUUAUUGCUGAGGAGAAGAAAUCCUGUUUCUCUUGUUUUGUCUUAAAUUCCAAUUUCUGUUGUGGGCUUUUGUAGCAUAGAUGUGCAAGUCAAGAAGAAUAGGAGGAUGAAUGGAAAAGAUGACCCUCUCCCUUUUAUCCUAGAGAAUCAACUUUGAAAUAGGCAUAGUGUGGUCAAUUCCUUAUUAAAAUGAAAGUUGGUUUGGUUUUUUCCUCUCCUCUCUUCAUCUCUUGAUGAAUAUUUCCCUGUGUCUGAGAGUAGUGUUAAGUAGAGACUUUCCACCUUAUAAGAUGCCAUGCUUUUCACUCAGCACUGUUGCCCGUUUUAGAGGGAAAUGGACUUCUUUCUGCUGGUUUCAUUUUGUUGCAAU
This is a messenger RNA of Melospiza melodia melodia, 3350 nucleotides long. RefSeq names its product cyclin J (gene CCNJ). Gene Ontology annotation, molecular function: cyclin-dependent protein serine/threonine kinase regulator activity. Gene Ontology annotation, biological process: mitotic cell cycle phase transition; regulation of cyclin-dependent protein serine/threonine kinase activity. Gene Ontology annotation, cellular component: cyclin-dependent protein kinase holoenzyme complex; nucleus; cytoplasm. The coding region runs from base 45 to 1202 and encodes 385 amino acids. NCBI's taxonomy places the organism in Eukaryota, Metazoa, Chordata, Aves, Passeriformes, Passerellidae. The transcript has 5 exons. The record is from RefSeq and is a predicted model, not a curated record.